GACCAACACCUCUACCACUUUCUUCUUCUUCCUCCAAGAAGGCCUCCUACUUUCCUCAACCACUUCUCUCAAUCUCCUUUCGGCCGCUCUCUACGACUCAGAGAGCCUUUCAGACCUUUUCUAUCCUCCUGCGCAAAACCCGCAGCCACAAUGAGCGGUCUUCGAUUCCUCGAUCUCAUCAAACCGUUCACGCCCCUCCUGCCGGAGGUGGCCGCGCCCGAAUCCAAGGUUCCUUUCAACCAGAAGUUGAUGUGGACAGGAUGUACACUCCUAAUCUUCUUGGUCAUGAGUCAAAUGCCUCUGUACGGGAUUGUCUCCUCCGACACGUCUGAUCCCCUGUACUGGCUUCGUAUGAUGCUGGCUAGUAAUCGUGGAACGCUGAUGGAGUUGGGGACCACACCUAUCAUCUCCUCUGGCAUGGUUUUCCAGCUGCUCGCCGGUACUCACCUCAUUGACGUGAACCUCGACCUCAAGUCCGACCGCGAGCUCUACCAAACUGCGCAGAAGCUCUUCGCCAUCAUCCUCUCCUUUGGUCAAGCCUGCGUUUUCGUCCUCACAGGUCUCUAUGGCCAACCAAGCGACCUGGGGGCUGGCAUCUGCCUUCUCUUGAUCGUUCAAUUGGUCAUUGCCGGUUUGGUUGUCAUUCUCCUGGAUGAGCUACUCCAAAAGGGCUACGGGCUUGGAUCUGGUAUCUCGCUUUUCAUUGCUACAAACAUCUGCGAGUCUAUCAUCUGGAAGGCGUUCUCCCCGACCACUAUUGACACCGGCCGAGGCAAAGAAUUCGAAGGCGCAGUCAUUGCCUUGUUCCACCUGUUGGUGACUUGGCCAGACAAGACCCGCGCUCUCCGCGAAGCCUUCUACCGACAACAUCUCCCCAACGUUAUGAACCUUUUGGCUACCUUGACCGUCUUCGCGGCCGUCAUCUACCUUCAAGGAUUCCGCGUCGAGAUCCCGGUCAAGUCCUCCCGCCAACGUGGCAUGCGCGGUUCAUUCCCUGUCCGUCUCUUCUAUACGUCCAACAUGCCUAUCAUGCUGCAAUCAGCCCUAGCAUCCAACAUAUUCAUGAUCAGCCAAAUGCUUUACACUCGAUUCUCGGACAACUUGUUGGUCAAGCUGAUCGGUACAUGGGAACCAAGAGAGGGAUCUUCUCAGCUGUAUGCUUCCGGCGGUAUCGCAUACUACAUGUCUCCUCCUUUGAGCUUCCGCGAAGCCCUCCUCGACCCCAUUCACACGGUUAUCUACAUCACCUUCAUCAUCGUCACCUGCGCUGUCUUCUCCAAGACUUGGAUUGAAGUCUCGGGUUCUGCCCCGCGUGAUGUUGCAAAGACACUCAAGGAACAAGGUCUCGUCAUGGCUGGACAUCGUGAACAGAGCAUGUACAAGGAAUUGAAACGCGUCAUUCCGACUGCGGCCGCAUUCGGUGGUGCUUGUAUCGGAGCUCUGUCCGUUGCCAGCGAUAUGCUUGGAGCUUUGGGAAGUGGCACUGGUAUUCUCCUUGCUGUCACCAUUAUAUAUGGAUACUUCGAGAUUGCCGCCAAGGAGGGCGACUUCGGCCAGGGUCUCAAGGGCCUGAUUGCCUAGUUACGCUGGAAUAUGAAUUCAGCUUAUAAGCAAGCCCUAGGGGCUCGGGAGGGUUUAUGACAACAAAAGCAAUGCCUUCAUGCAUAGCAUCAUAGCAUGGGAUUGAGUUGGGGAGAUGUAGAAUGGCCGGGAAAGUUCUGUACAGUAGCUAUAACGACAAUCCUGUACUCGUACUGCUUUCGCGGGAAGUUAAAAAAUUAGCACAAUCUUUGAAAAUCGUA
Exophiala xenobiotica is the source of this 1802-nucleotide messenger RNA. RefSeq names its product protein transporter SEC61 subunit alpha. Gene Ontology annotation, cellular component: membrane; Sec61 translocon complex. Gene Ontology annotation, molecular function: signal sequence receptor activity; ribosome binding; transmembrane protein transporter activity. The coding region runs from base 151 to 1581 and encodes 476 amino acids. Lineage: Eukaryota; Fungi; Ascomycota; Eurotiomycetes; Chaetothyriales; Herpotrichiellaceae. The record is from RefSeq and is a predicted model, not a curated record. The transcript is spliced from 4 exons. Gene Ontology annotation, biological process: post-translational protein targeting to membrane, translocation; SRP-dependent cotranslational protein targeting to membrane, translocation.